This is a messenger RNA of Amoebophrya sp. A25, 1658 nucleotides long. The record is from the annotation of a GenBank genome assembly. NCBI's taxonomy places the organism in Eukaryota, Dinophyceae, Syndiniales, Amoebophryaceae.
UUAUGAUUAGCGAGUUUCUAUUAUUAUACAUAUAGGUACCUUUUUAUGUGCAAUUGAACAGCGACCCAACGACUCUUUCAUAUGUUUUAGCAGUCUCUUGGUGUCUAUGGAAGCGUGAUUGUCAUUAGGCGCGCCUGCUCUUCAUAGAUUGAUACGAGCAUCAAGCACUUCAUGAAAUGACGCGCAACAGCAACAAGUCCUGUGAGCCCGUGUUUUGGGUAGAGCACAUGGAGGAAGGAGAUGUGGUGGAGAAGUGGGCAAGUCUGGAAUACCGUCAUAUGGAAAGUUUUGGCGGAAGGUUAGUGAUCGCGCGACAUCCGGAUGCGCAAUCGCAGAGUUCGGUACCAAGCCAGGAGACGAAUCUCCAAACGUCUUUCGAACUAUUACAUAAGAUUUUCAACAACGAGGAUGAGGACGAUGGUGAGGAAGCGCAAGGAGCAAAGAGGUGUUCACAACUACCAGAUCUUCAGGAUGAUGCAGAUAGAAGCCCAGUGUCGACCUCAGCUUCCGAUGCGGACUCAGUACAAAGGAGCAACGGGCGCACCUUGUUGCUCCGCGAAUCGUUACUUGAGCUACUUCACGAACCUAAUGAAGUACAACACGCAGACUCAAACAACCCCUCCCGCACUUCACCCUUGACAGGCAAGCGGAUCUGUUUGCUAGAUAUGAAGGCAGAGAAGGCGUUGUCCGUGGAUGACGAAUUUGAUGUGGUCAUUGCGGGUGGAAUUUUAGGUAAUGUUCAUGCGCUAGAAGACGACGAGUUUGCGGAAACGAGCGACAAGCUGAUGAAAGAGGAAAAUUACCGCUAUACUUCCGACGACAGGACAGCAGAAAUCCGUGAUGUUUUGCCACCAUGGAUCGAACGUCGACAUCUGGGCGCAUGGCAGAUGACGACGGACACAGCUAUUCUGGUUGCCAAACUCGUCCUCGGAGGCGUGACCAACCCUUUGAAGACGUUGUUGGGCGCGUCAACUACAACUAGCACAUCGCUAGCUAACUGCUGUACAAACAAUAGGCUUUCUCUGCAAGGAAUCCCCUACAUUGAUGGACCGGAGAUCGAUCUCAACGACGAGGCAGCGACGCUUUGCUGGCAAGAGACUCUCUCUACAACAAGAAUACCUAGAGAAAGUGAUGGGAACACUGAAGUAGAGAAGGAUCAACAUCUCUCUCAAGUAGUUGUUGGGCCAGCGCGAGAGGGCGUGGAGAUGGAGGGUUUCCGAUACGUGGCUGCGCAAAAUUUUAGAGGGGAUAAGGUUCCAAUUAUCCCAGAAGGCAUGCGGGAUUACUGGAAAGAGAGUUGCGACGAUGACAUACUUUGGUAAUGUUGCACUCAACUGAGAGCUUGUAGACUCGAAUGAUGCCUAAUAAUACAGCGAUGAACUACCGCCCAUACGCUACAAGUGGUAGUAGCGGUAAAUAAUGUUGAUAUGUUUUGGCUUUCCGAUAAGGUGGAAGUCCGUCCACUACAUGUGUCCUGCCACAUAAUGUUAAAUUUAGGCUGAUCCAAUUGCUAACCUCUGUUUUCAAGGAGCAAUCAAGAAAACAGAGGUUAGCAAGACCUUUUAAAGCACAGGGACGCGCGUUCAGUUGAAAACACACGAAAAUGAAUAGGAAAACGAAACUUCAAUGAAGAUCUGACUUUGAGCCAACAGGAAUUG